Messenger RNA from Harpegnathos saltator (Jerdon's jumping ant), 513 nucleotides. RefSeq names its product malate dehydrogenase. The record is from RefSeq and is a predicted model, not a curated record. Gene Ontology annotation, molecular function: L-malate dehydrogenase (NAD+) activity. Bases 1 to 513 code for a protein of 170 amino acids. Gene Ontology annotation, cellular component: cytoplasm. Lineage: Eukaryota; Metazoa; Arthropoda; Insecta; Hymenoptera; Formicidae. The transcript has 3 exons.
AUGAGGAAACGUGACGAGCUGAAGUACAUCAGGAGAUGUCGCCUCGCCAUCAUCAGCAUCGGCGGAGUCGGCAAGUCUUUGGCGCACUUGCUGAAGAUAUAUCCGGGCGGUCUGACGGAGCUGUGGCUUUGCAAUCGAAGCGAUCCCGAAGGAAUCGUCGAGGAGCUUGCAGUGAUAGAUUUCUCCGUUAAUGCCGCGAUCUGCAGAGACGUGAUUAACAUCUGCGCGGACAUGUGUCCCGAUGCUCUGAUAGCCAUAAUAACGAACCCUCUGGACUCGUUGGUGCCAGUCGCGGCGGGAGUCUCAAAGAAGCGCGGGGUAUAUCGGCCUGAGAGGCUCUUCGGCAUCUGUCAGAUCGACCAGAUGAGAGCGGAGCGUUUCUACGCCGAGGCUAUUGAUCAGGAACCGAAAAAGGUUUACGUGCCUGUCGUGGGUGGUCACUCGGAGACCACCACGGUACCUUUGUUCUCCAAAGCGAGAUCGAACCGUCAAGGAGACCAUGACCUUGAUUAA